AUGGAGUCAAUCAAGAUUUUCCUUAAGAAUCCUCCAAAGGAUGACGAUUUGAACACAAGAGCAAAACAUAGGGAGGCCAGUUUUUAUACGCUGGUAGACGGUGAGUUAUACCGGCGGGGAAUUAUGUCUCCGAUGCUCAAAUGCAUUGACACAAGAGAUGCCCUGGGAAUAAUGACGAAAGUUCAUGAAGUAGCAAAAGCACAAAUGAAAUUUAUCAUUGUGGCGGUCGAUUAUUUCACCGAAUGGAUAGAAGCAGAAGCAGUGGCGGCUAUUAUAACCGCCAAGGUCAGGAAUUUUCUGUGGCGACGGAUUGUGUGCAGGUUUGGGGUCCCCAUGGCUUUGGUAAUGGACAAUGGAACCCAAUUUACAAGUAAUGUCACCAGGGAAUUUUGUGCGGAGAUGGGAAUUGAAAUACGAUUUGCAUCAGUAGAACAUCCGCAGACUAACGGACAGGCUGAAUCAGCCAACAAGGUUAUUUUGAAAGGCUUAAAGAAGAAGUUGGAUGAGGCGAAAGGUCUUUGA
Lotus japonicus is the source of this 522-nucleotide messenger RNA. RefSeq lists its product as uncharacterized. NCBI's taxonomy places the organism in Eukaryota, Viridiplantae, Streptophyta, Magnoliopsida, Fabales, Fabaceae. The transcript has 2 exons. Bases 1 to 522 code for a protein of 173 amino acids. Gene Ontology annotation, biological process: DNA integration. Gene Ontology annotation, molecular function: nucleic acid binding. The record is from RefSeq and is a predicted model, not a curated record.